CACCGGGCCCAAUCCCUUACAACCACCCCAGGAUUGCUCCUGAGCAGACUGCCGGCCACCACGUUGCCCUUCUCUAUCCAGCAAGAAAGACUUGAGUUAGACAAGCAGAGACACACGCCUACCUACCUCAUGGCUACGGAAAACGGAGCAGUUGAGCUCGGAAUCCAGAGCCUGUCAGCAGAACAGACACCUAAAGGUGCUGCAGGCGAUGGAACUCCAGCUUCAGAGGAAGACCCCAGCCCUCCAGCCACGGAGAAAGACCCAGGCCCCUCUAACAUGAAGAAAGACCCUGGAACAGAGAAAGACCCAGGCCCCUCUAACACCAAGAAAGACCCUGACACAGAGAAAGACCCAGGCUCCCCUAACAUGAAGAAAGACCCUGGGACAGAGAAAGACCCAGGCCCCCCAAACACAAAGAAGGACCCUGGAACAGAGAAAGACCCAGGCCCCCCAAAUACGAAGAAAGAUCCUGGAACAGAGAAAGACCCAGGCCCCCCUAACAUGAAGAAAGACCCCGGGACAGAGAAAGACCCAGGCCCCCCUAACACGAAGAAAGACCCUGGAACAGAGAAAGACCUGGCCCCUUCUAACACAAAGAAAGACCCUGGAACAGAGAAAAACCCAGGCCCCUCUAACAUGAAGAAAGACCCUGGGACAGAGAAAGACUCAGGCCCCCCAAACACAAAGAAGGACCCUGGAACAGAGAAAGACCCAGGCCCCCCAAAUAUGAAGAAAGAUCCUGGAACAGAGAAAGACCCAGGCCCCCCUAACAUGAAGAAAGACCCCGGGACAGAGAAAGACCCAGGCCCCCCUAACACGAAGAAAGACCCUGGAACAGAGAAAGACCUGGCCCCUUCUAACACAAAGAAAGACUCUGGAACAGAGAAAGACCCAGGCCCCUCUAACAUGAAGAAAGACCCCGGGACAGAGAAAGACCCAGGGCCCCCAAACACAAAGAAAGACCCUGGGACAGAGAAAGACCUGGGCCCCCCUAACUCGAAGAAAGAUCCUGGAACAGAGAAAGACCCAGGCCCCCCUAACAUGAAGAAAGACCCUGGAACAGAGAAAGAUCCAGGCCCCUCUAACACAGAGAAAGAUCCUGGAACAAAGAAAGACCCGGCCCCCCCUAACACGAAGAAAGACCCUGACACAGAGAAAGACCUGGGCCCCCCUAACACGAAAAAAGACCCUGGAACAGAGAAAGACCCAGGUCCCCCUAACACAAAGCAAGACCCUGGCGCAGAGAAAGACCUGGGCCCCUCCAACACAGAGAAAGACCUCGGGACAGAGAAAGACCUAGGGACAGAGAAAGACCCAGGUCCCCCUAACAUGAAGAAAGACCCUAGCACAGAGAAAGAUGUGGGGCCCCUUAGCACAAAGAAAGACCCUGAUACUCCGCACCCAAAGAAAGGUUCAGAUUCACCCUCCCUGAAGAAAGAUGCCAAAGCCCCUGCUCCAGAGGAAAAGGGUGACCCAACUCCAGCCUCAGCCAGCAGCCAAGGCCCUUCAGGAGAGGGGGACGGGGACGGGGGUCCUGCUGAAGGCAGUGUGGGGCCUCCUGCAGCCUUGCCCCAGCCCUCUGCCACCCCUGAGGCCAGCGUCCAGAAUCAGGAUGCCAAGCAAGCACUCUCGGGCAAGCAGGGACCUGAAGAGCCCAAGGCGGGCAGGAAAGCAGUGGAGUGUCGAGAAGCGGGACGAAGAGGCUCACCCGCCUUUCUUCACAGCCCUAGCUGCCCUGCUGUCAUCUCAUGCUCUGAGAAGACACAGGUUGAGAAGCCCCUAAGCGAGACAACAGAACUCAUCUUCACAGGGGUGUCUAUGACCCCCGACUCCCAAGAUCUUGGGCCAGCCAAGGCAGAAGGCGGGACAAACACCCUGGAAGAGAACCAGAAAGCAGAGGCAGAGAAAGCCCCAGGCCAGGCUGGCCAGGCUAAGGUGCAAGGGGACACCUCCCAGAGGAUCGAGUUCCAGGCUGUUCCCUCAGAGAGAGCGGAGGUGGGGCAGGCCCUCUGUCUCACUGCCAGGGAGGAAGACUGCUUCCAAAUUCUGGAUGACUGCCCACCACCCCCGGCCCCCUUCCCACACAGGAUCGUGGAGCUGAGGACCGGAAAUGUCAACAGUGAAUUCAGCAUGAACUCAAAGGAGUCACUGGGAGGUGGGAAGUUUGGAGCUGUGUGCACCUGCACGGAGAAAGCCACAGGCCUCAAAUUGGCCGCCAAAGUCAUCAAGAAACAGACUCCCAAGGAUAAGGAAAUGGUGAUGUUGGAGAUCGAGGUCAUGAACCAGCUGAACCACCGCAAUCUGAUCCAGCUGUACUCGGCCAUUGAGACCUCACAUGAGAUCAUCCUGUUCAUGGAGUACAUCGAGGGCGGCGAGCUCUUUGAGAGGAUCGUGGAUGAGGACUACCAGCUGACUGAGGUGGAUACCAUGGUGUUCGUCAGGCAGAUCUGUGAUGGGAUCCUCUUCAUGCACAAGAUGAGAGUCUUGCACCUGGACCUCAAGCCAGAGAACAUCCUGUGUGUGAACACCACCGGCCACUUGGUGAAGAUAAUUGACUUCGGGCUAGCACGGAGGUACAACCCCAACGAAAAACUGAAGGUGAAUUUUGGGACUCCGGAGUUCCUGUCGCCUGAGGUGGUGAAUUAUGACCAGAUCUCUGACAAGACUGACAUGUGGAGCCUGGGGGUGAUCACCUACAUGCUGCUGAGUGGUCUCUCCCCCUUCCUGGGAGAUGAUGACACAGAGACCCUAAACAAUGUCCUGUCUGCGAACUGGUACUUUGAUGAGGAGACCUUUGAGGCUGUGUCGGACGAGGCCAAAGAUUUUGUUUCCAAUCUCAUCAUGAAGGACCAGAGCGCCCGAAUGAGUGCGGAACAGUGCCUGGCCCACCCCUGGCUCAACAACCUGGCAGAGAAAGCCAAACGCUGCAACCGCCGUCUGAAGUCCCAGAUCCUGCUUAAGAAAUACCUAAUGAAGAGGCGCUGGAAGAAAAACUUCAUUGCUGUCAGCGCAGCCAAUCGCUUCAAGAAGAUCAGUAGUUCAGGGGCACUGAUGGCUCUGGGGGUCUGAGCCCCAGGAGCAGCUAAGCCUGGACGCAGCUGCACGGUGGUCAAGGCUGAAGUCACACAGCUCAGAAGGCCAGAGAGAGCCAGCCAGAUCUCUAGAGGAGGCUGGUCAGAGCAAAGUUGCACCAGGCCGGGAGGCUCGAGGCUCCCCAGGCCCUCAUUCAGUAUCGCUUCUCCUCUGUGAACGUGGAGUGUGGCCUGGAAUCCAUCUUGCUACCGCCUCCUCAGACAGGGCCGUGGCCCAUCAGCCCCACCCAGACUCCAAGGACGUCCAGGCUGUUCCCCAGUCUCUCCCUAGCUCCCUCCUUUGAACUACUGCCCUGUAGCCUCUGCUUUGCCCCACCUGGGGCACCCUUGCCUGGAGUGGGAUGGCUGGGGGUCCAGCAAGUGGGCUGCUGUGGUGGUGGAUGGGAAGCUUCUAGAAGGGUAAGAACGCAGCCCAGCUGCUAGGGGAGGACAGAGUAGGCUUUGUGUGAGAGGACUUCCAUGCCCUGCCUCAGGAGCCCAACAGGUCAUCUGGCCUCCUGGCCCCCAC
Chionomys nivalis (European snow vole) is the source of this 3600-nucleotide messenger RNA. It is a transcript of the gene Mylk2, whose product is annotated as myosin light chain kinase 2. Gene Ontology annotation, biological process: positive regulation of apoptotic process; protein phosphorylation; intracellular signal transduction. The coding region runs from base 130 to 3069 and encodes 979 amino acids. The record is from RefSeq and is a predicted model, not a curated record. NCBI's taxonomy places the organism in Eukaryota, Metazoa, Chordata, Mammalia, Rodentia, Cricetidae. Gene Ontology annotation, molecular function: ATP binding; myosin light chain kinase activity. The transcript has 13 exons. Gene Ontology annotation, cellular component: nucleus; cytoplasm.